AUGAUCACUACUGAAGAGAAUUUCCCGAAUGACAGCCAUUGUGACACAUUACAAUCUGAAGCAAACAACGAAUUGAGUUCACAGCUACUUUCCGAACCACUUUUGGACCAGAAUGAGGUUCCGAAUGAUGAUACCUCCAACAACAGCAAUGGCGAUUACCCUUCCGCGUCGCGACUUUUAUUCUUCCGAUCCAUUUAUUUCUUAAGUGGGCUAUCCAGUGCAACCUGGGGAAGAUUUGCAGUCAUUUAUUACAACCAAGUAAAACACCUGUCAUCGGAACAGAUUGGAGUUCUUCAAGGUCUACUGCGCCUGAUGGGGUUUGUGACUUUGCCACUCUGGGGAUAUGUGGCAGAUAUGAUUCAAUCGCGCAAGAAAGUUUAUCUCUUUUGCAAUACCAUGUCUGUGGUUUCAUUAUUGCUACUGUCGCGAGCACAAAAUUUCCUUACGAUUCUAUGUUGUGUCAUUGGCAUGGCAUCCUUCAAGUCGUCGGGUGUGCUGGAUGCACAUACUCUUGAUUUCUUGGGUGAAAGGCAUCGCGGAAUGUAUGGGACAAUUCGAAUGAUGAUGGCUAUCAGUUGGGGUUUGGGAGCCGUCAUAAUGGGUUGGAUUACAGAUAAAUAUGGUUUUGAUUGGAACUUUGGGUUAUUUGGUGGAAUGAUGACAACAGUUCUACUCCUCACGGCAUUUGGCUUGCCAUCGAAGAGUCAGAAAGAACAAGAAAGAUACGACAAUAUGAACCGUUCUCAUAAUGAUGAUGGUCAAGAAGAAGAAGAAGAAGAGGGGAUAGUCUCAAGCUCCCCUCAACUGUCCACCUUGUUCGCAUCGAUCUUUCGCUUCCCAGUGCUGCUUUGGCUCACGGAAGUUGCUGUUAUUGGCUCGGGGAUGAGCAUAGUCGAAACUUUCCUCUUCGUUCAUAUGCAAGACGACCUUCAAAGCACUACCACGCUUUGCGGUUACUCGGUUGGUGUGACGGUAUUGUUGGAGGUUCCAAUUUUUCACAACUCCAAAUAUCUUCUUAAGGAAUGGGGCCAUGACAAGCUAUUCAUGAUUGCCAUGAUAGCAUACAUCAUCCGCGCAUUUGGUUACACUAUGCUCACGACUUCCACCGUUCACUGGGUGCUAGCUCUGGAAAUCUUCCACGGUAUCACGUUUGGCUGCAUGUGGAUUGCCAGUGUUGAUUUUUCGGCAAGAGUUGCUCCCGAAGAAUGGUCGACUACCUUUCAAUCUGUUCUCUCCAUGACCAUGUCUUGUAUUGGUGGCGGAAUAGGCCCUAUUGUUGGAGGCAUAGUCAUGGAUCAUUUUGGAGUCAAUCUCAUUUUUCAAGCAAUGGGAGUGGUGGUCCUUUGUGUGGCCUUGAUGCACUUGAUUGUUUGGCAAGGGUUUGGUGGCGGCCACGACGCAUUUCUGAGCAGCAUCGUGGAAUCAGAGUCAGAGUAG
Messenger RNA from Cylindrotheca closterium, 1437 nucleotides. The record is from the annotation of a GenBank genome assembly. Lineage: Eukaryota; Bacillariophyta; Bacillariophyceae; Bacillariales; Bacillariaceae.